This is a messenger RNA of Kluyveromyces lactis, 1065 nucleotides long. It is a transcript of the gene IPA1, whose product is annotated as putative polyadenylation protein. Gene Ontology annotation, molecular function: ubiquitin protein ligase activity; ubiquitin conjugating enzyme binding; cyclin binding. Lineage: Eukaryota; Fungi; Ascomycota; Saccharomycetes; Saccharomycetales; Saccharomycetaceae. Gene Ontology annotation, cellular component: ubiquitin ligase complex; cytosol; nucleus. The transcript has a single exon. The coding region runs from base 1 to 1065 and encodes 354 amino acids. Gene Ontology annotation, biological process: protein monoubiquitination; proteasome-mediated ubiquitin-dependent protein catabolic process; protein autoubiquitination. The record is from RefSeq and is a predicted model, not a curated record.
AUGAAAUAUUUCUUUGAAUACCACCAUUGGAUUGGUGCUGUUCAGCUGUGGGUAGAGAACGAUGGACAACCAAUAGCAACUGAGAUUCCGCACGAUAGAAGGCACAUAAAUGUUACAAUUGGGAACAAAAGGGUAAUCACCAUCAACUUACCUUGUGUUGUUGAUGUAAAUACGAAAGGGGAGGUUCAAAGAGGUAAACUAUUCAAUGUAAGACUUAAUGAAUUGAAAAGUGGUAAAACUUUUGAUAGAUCUUCGAAUCAUAUUAUGGAGAAGUUGGUUGCCAAAUGGAUGAGAAAAGAUUUGGUAAAGCAUCCAUUCGUUUUCUACUGUCUGGAUUGUGACACUCCUGUUAUCUCUUCAAUAAAUUGCAAAAGGAUACGGGAUAUGCCAUCAGAAUUUUGGGCAGACUUCAUGGAUUACUGGCACUGUCAUAAGCCGGAUAUGGAACCUCAUCAAAAAGGCCACCAUGUCGCAGCAUCGGAAACUUUGUUGCAUCGUUAUAAUAAUCCGCUGAACCCAGCAGUCGGUGAAAUUAUGUUGAGUGACAGCUUCAUAUAUAUCAACAAAGAUUGGAUCCCCGAGAAAUUUAUUUAUGAUGAAGAAUUAGUGCGUUCCAGGUCCUGUAACACAGUAAUUGGCUCGUUCACAAAAGAAGGUUCCGUUAGAAUUGGCAAAUGGAACUUAAGAGCUGAAAUUGGAGGAUUUUUGGAUGUGUUUGAUCCUUCAAAUUAUGUAUUGUAUCAGAUAUACAAUGAACUUAAAGCACAUUCUAUCAGAUUAUUCCAUUUAAAAGGAGACGACAAAAGAUACAUUAUAUGGGUUUUUGGUAUUGGUUCUUGUAUCCAGUUCGAUAAAUCGCGAAUGUUGAACAAUUGCCUCAAGAUUCUUUAUAGAGACGGAAAACCUGCUGAAUCAGAAAAGAAUCAGAAUAUCGCAGAGCUAAAAGUUGAAGAAAAUAGCGCCCUUAUCAAUUUCAUUCAGCACUUGGAAAGCGUCAAUAGACAACUUCCAGAAGAAUUGAGGCUUUUAAAUGAAUGGAAGGUUAGUUAUAUCUCUUGCGAAUAA